Spirometra erinaceieuropaei is the source of this 813-nucleotide messenger RNA. Lineage: Eukaryota; Metazoa; Platyhelminthes; Cestoda; Diphyllobothriidea; Diphyllobothriidae. The record is from the annotation of a GenBank genome assembly.
AUGUUUGCGGAUGACAUUAAGCUCUGGAGCGUCAUUCGAACUGCAGAUGACGAAGAGCAUCUGCAGGCGAACCUAAACCGACUCCAACAGUGGUCAAAGGCCUGGCUUCUGCCGUUCAACGAGAAAAAGUGCAAUAUUCUACGAGUCGGCAGAGCUCGCUCUCCGAACCAUUUGGCCAACUGCCUAAAUGGUAUACCACUGCAAGAAGUGGACUCGCAGAAGGACUUGGGAGUAUGGAUUACGACCUCGCUCAAACCCUCGCUGCACUGCACGAAGAUAGCCAAGUCUGCAAUGUCAGUCCUCUACCUUGUCAAGCGGGCUUUCUCUGCCUUUGAUGAAGACUGCUUCGCUAAAGUCUUUCGAACUUUUGUGCGUCCGCAACUAGAAUUUGCUAUCCAAGCUUGGAGACCCUGGACCGCGAAGGACCUCAGCAUCCUUGAAAGGGUUCAAAGGCGUGCAACGAAACUUGUGGCAGAACAGGGUUCACUACCAUAUGCAACGCGGUUAGCUAACCUUGAUCUCUUUCCCUUGAGUUACAGGCAGUUACGGCGUGACCUGAUACAAGCCUUCCGUAUCAUACGCGGUCAGGACUGCAGCCUCGUACCGGGGGACUUCUUCGAGUUAGCAACCACCACAAAUCUACGAGGCCAUCCAUGCAAACUACGUGUGACAGGGGCCAGACUGGACACACGAAAGUUCUUCUUCUCCAACAGAGUGCUAGAAGCCUGGAAUGCCCUGCCUGUGGAUGUCGUUAUGUCUGCUUCCGUCGAGGUCUUUAAGAGGAAGCUGGAUUUGUGUAGCAGUGUCCACUAA